CAGGACUCAUCGUUUCACCUGCAGUUCAACCCAGUUCCAUCGAUCUUUACAGAAAGCUGAAAGCUAGGGUUUUAAAGCUCGCUUCUUUGAAAAUCCUAGAAGAAAAAAAAAGAAACCAGAAAUCUUCAUUCAUGGCGGAAUCGAGUUCGUCUGCAGCAGCCGAUCUUGGCCAGUCUUCAUCAGAACCGAAAGGAACUAAGAGGGAUUUUAGCACCGCAAUCUUGGAACGUAAAAAAGCCGCCAAUCGUCUGAUUGUUGAUGAAGCUCUCAACGAUGACAAUUCUGUUGUUUCUAUGAACCCUGCAACGAUGGAUAAGCUCCAGUUUUUCCGUGGAGAUACAAUUUUAAUUAAGGGAAAGAAGCGGAAGGACACGGUGUGCAUUGUUCUUGUUGAUGAACAAUGUGAAGAGCCCAAAAUUAGAAUGAACAAAGUUGUUCGUGCUAAUCUUAGGGUACGCCUUGGUGAUGUGGUCUCUGUGCACCAAUGUCCUGAUGUGAAGUAUGGGAAGCGUGUUCACAUCCUUCCUAUUGAUGAUACGAUUGAGGGAGUCACUGGCAACCUGUUUGAUGCUUAUUUAAAGCCAUAUUUCUUGGAAUCUUAUCGACCUGUUAGAAAGGGUGACCUUUUCCUUGUGAGGGGAGGCAUGCGGAGUGUUGAAUUUAAAGUCAUCGAGACGGAUCCUGGUGAGUACUGCGUUGUUGCACCUGAUACAGAGAUCUUUUGUGAGGGUGAGCCCGUCAAACGUGAAGAUGAGGAGAGAUUGAAUGAAGUUGGCUAUGAUGAUGUUGGUGGAGUCAGAAAGCAAAUGGCUCAAAUUCGUGAGCUGGUAGAACUUCCUCUUAGGCACCCACAGCUUUUCAAGUCCAUUGGUGUGAAACCCCCCAAGGGUAUCUUGCUCUAUGGGCCACCAGGUUCAGGGAAAACCCUUAUUGCCAGGGCUGUUGCUAAUGAGACUGGUGCAUUCUUCUUCUUGAUUAAUGGACCUGAGAUAAUGUCAAAGUUGGCUGGAGAAAGUGAAAGUAACUUAAGGAAGGCUUUCGAGGAGGCCGAAAAGAACGCACCUUCUAUCAUAUUUAUUGAUGAGUUAGAUUCUAUCGCCCCAAAGAGAGAAAAGACACAUGGAGAAGUUGAGAGGCGUAUUGUAUCCCAACUUCUUACUUUGAUGGAUGGUCUUAAAUCCCGUGCUCACGUUAUUGUCAUUGGAGCUACCAAUAGGCCGAACAGCAUUGACGCAGCUCUGAGGAGAUUUGGAAGGUUCGAUCGUGAGAUUGACAUUGGUGUUCCUGAUGAGGUUGGGAGAUUGGAAGUCCUCCGAAUCCACACAAAGAAUAUGAAGCUUGCAGAAGAUGUUGACUUGGAAAGAGUGGCAAAAGAUACGCAUGGUUAUGUCGGUGCAGAUCUUGCUGCUCUUUGCACAGAGGCUGCCCUUCAGUGCAUCAGGGAGAAGAUGGACGUUAUUGACUUGGAAGAUGAGACAAUUGAUGCUGAGGUUCUCAAUUCCAUGGCUGUGACAAAUGAACAUUUCCAGACUGCACUGGGUUCUUCAAAUCCGUCAGCACUACGUGAAACGGUUGUGGAGGUGCCCAAUGUCUCAUGGGAGGAUAUCGGUGGGUUGGAAAAUGUCAAAAGAGAGCUCCAGGAGACUGUGCAAUACCCAGUUGAGCAUCCUGAGAAGUUUGAGAAAUUUGGCAUGUCUCCAUCUAAAGGCGUCCUCUUCUAUGGGCCUCCUGGUUGCGGUAAGACCCUCCUUGCCAAGGCUAUUGCGAACGAAUGCCAGGCUAAUUUCAUAAGCGUCAAGGGACCUGAAUUGCUGACAAUGUGGUUUGGAGAAAGUGAGGCUAAUGUCAGAGAGAUAUUUGAUAAGGCCCGCCAAUCGGCUCCAUGCGUGCUCUUCUUUGAUGAACUGGAUUCAAUUGCAACCCAGCGUGGAAGCUCUGUUGGAGAUGCUGGUGGUGCAGCUGACAGGGUUUUGAAUCAGCUACUGACAGAAAUGGAUGGCAUGAAUGCAAAGAAGACAGUUUUCAUUAUCGGAGCAACAAAUAGGCCUGACAUUAUUGACCCAGCCCUGCUGAGGCCAGGUCGUUUGGAUCAGUUGAUUUACAUACCCCUACCAGACGAGGCUUCCCGUUUUCAAAUAUUCAAAUCAUGCUUGCGGAAGUCGCCCGUCUCGAAGGAUGUUGAUCUUUCGGCCCUAGCACGAUAUACUCACGGUUUCAGCGGAGCGGAUAUUACUGAAAUUUCUCAACGUGCUUGCAAAUACGCAAUCAGAGAAGAUAUCGAGAAAGACAUUGAGAGGGAUCGGAAAAGGAGAGAGAAUCCUGAGGCAAUGGAAGAGGACGACGCCGACGAGGUCCCAGAGAUCAAGGCCGCCCAUUUUGAGGAGUCCAUGAAGUUUGCCCGCCGGAGUGUCAGCGAUGCUGACAUCAGAAAGUACCAGCUGUUUGCCCAGACACUGCAGCAGUCCCGUGGGUUUGGGUCUGAGUUCCGUUUCCCGGACCGCACGGACAAUGCACCCACCGCUGGGGCAGGCUCAGACCCCUUUGCGUCUGCUGCCGCCACUGCUGACGAUGAUGACCUGUAUAACUGAGCCGCCACUGCCGACGAUGAUGACCUGUAUAACUGAAACCGUAAUGCACCUGGCUUUCUUUUGGCAGGGAAAACAAUUCACGACUCUUGCCUCUCAGGUUCCCAUGCAUUCCCAUCAACAUAUUCGUGCUUAUUAGAAAUAUGUAUUUAUUUGUUUUUUGGAUUUUUUCAA
This is a messenger RNA of Magnolia sinica, 2759 nucleotides long. RefSeq names its product cell division cycle protein 48 homolog. Lineage: Eukaryota; Viridiplantae; Streptophyta; Magnoliopsida; Magnoliales; Magnoliaceae. Gene Ontology annotation, molecular function: ATP binding; polyubiquitin modification-dependent protein binding; ATP hydrolysis activity. Gene Ontology annotation, cellular component: nucleus; cytosol; VCP-NPL4-UFD1 AAA ATPase complex. Gene Ontology annotation, biological process: mitotic spindle disassembly; retrograde protein transport, ER to cytosol; autophagosome maturation. Bases 132 to 2588 code for a protein of 818 amino acids. The record is from RefSeq and is a predicted model, not a curated record. The transcript has 9 exons.